Molecule: messenger RNA, 4183 nt
Organism: Pyrus x bretschneideri (Chinese white pear)
Lineage: Eukaryota; Viridiplantae; Streptophyta; Magnoliopsida; Rosales; Rosaceae
Product: probable LRR receptor-like serine/threonine-protein kinase At3g47570
Exons: 6
Coding region: 686-4063 (1125 amino acids)
Biological process (GO): protein phosphorylation
Molecular function (GO): ATP binding; protein kinase activity; protein binding
Source: RefSeq, a predicted model, not a curated record
UGAACAAUGUAUUGAUGCUAAAAAGCAAUAUCGAAAUAAACUUUAGGGUUAAUCUCAGUUUACUACCCUGAAGUUUAGUGACUUUCAACAUUUGGUACAUGAAGUUUUUUUUUCGUCCCAGACUCAUACCUCAAGUUUUAAUUUUAUAACAGUUUCAUACAUUCGUUAAGUUUUCCGUUAGAUACUCUGUUAACUGAUGACGUGGCGUCUAUGUGAACAAUAACUGAACGUUACGUGUCAAUAUGACCCCAUUUCAAUAUUAAAAAAAAUAAAUAUAUAAAAAAAUAAAUAAAAAAUAAAAAACCCACCCGCCUCCUACAACCCCCAACCAUCUCCCUUCCUUCUUCCCUUUGCAACCUGCACCCUCUCCCCUAAAACCAGUCUCCCCCAAGCUUACUCCAACCACCAAAACUAGUCUCCCCCAACCUUCCUCUUCCAACCUGCAACCCGCACCCUCUCCCCCAACUUUCCUUCACCACCAAAACCAAUCUCCCCCAACCUGCACCCUCCCUUCCUUCUUCCUUAAGAUCCAAGCUCACUCCCGCGUUUCUUCUUCCCUCUGUAACCUGCAAUCUGCCAUCUCCUCUGAAAAUUCCAACCAGGUCCUUUUUCUUCUUAUCCAUUCCAAAUUGUUUGCUACAGAAUACAAUUUCACAUUUUUCACAUCGCCGGCGGCCUGCACAAAAUGGCGACAACUUGUUUUCUCUUGUCCAUUACUUUGCUGCUGGUCCAGAACUGCUGUAUUUAUAUGCCUAACUUCACAAUAGGCGCAGUAGCAACAAAAUCCAACAUCAGCACAGAUGAGUCUGCUCUUAGUGCUCUGAAAGCCCAUGUCACUAGUGACCCUCAAAACAUCUUGACGACCAACUGGUCUACCUCCAAUUCCAAUAUUUGCAGCUGGAUUGGCGUUACUUGCGGUCUACGUCACCUCAGAGUCACAGCCUUGAAUCUCUCUUACAUGAAUCUCACAGGCACUAUCCCUCCCCACUUAGGCAACCUCUCAUUUCUUGUUCGACUGGAAUUCGGAAACAACAGUUUCCAUGGUACUUUGCCCCAGGAAUUGUCUCGCUUGCGCCGAUUGACAAGAGUUAGCUUCGCGAACAAUAUCUUUGUGGGGACCAUCCCAUCAUGGCUCGGAUCCUUAUCUAAACUUCAAAGGAUGAGAUUGAAUGGUAAUCAGUUUUCUGGUUCGAUACCCACUGCUAUCUUCAACUUAUCUGCACUUCAAGGAAUUGAUCUUAGCAAUAACCGAUUAUCAGGUAGCAUACCGAGAGAAAUUGGAAACUUAACAAUGCUCAAGGCAAUAUCCCUUGACAACAACAAAUUCACAGAAAUUCCAAGGGAGAUGGGAUUUUUAGAUCAGUUGGAGGACUUGUAUGUGCAGUUCAAUGCCCUGAAGGGGCCUCUUCCUAUGGCUGUCUUCAACAUAUCUACUCUGACUACUCUAACUGUAUACCAAAACAGCUUGAUUGGAAGUAUUCCAGACAAUGUAUGUCAGCACCUUCCAAAUAUUCAGGUGUUGCAUUUGGGUAGCAACCAGUUUUCUGGGCCACUUCCUUCCAAAUUAGGGCAAUGCAAGGGGCUUCGUAUAUUGUUAAUGGGGGAGAACAAUUUCACUGGAACCAUUCCCAAAAAUAUUGGCAACUUGACCCAGCUGACAGCGUUAUAUCUUGGCUUCAACAAUUUGACAGGUACAAUACCAAAUGAGAUUGGCAAUCUUCAAAAUUUAGAGACUUUGACACUUGGGGUUAAUAAUCUCAAUGGCCUCGUCCCAUCCACAAUCUUCAACAUAUCCAUGAUAAGAGAAAUAGGGCUUUCUUUUGGUCAGCUCUCAGGUAGCCUCCCAGCUAACAUAGGCCUUGGGGUUCCAAACCUAAAAUUCCUUCAUGCAGCAUCAAACAACUUCAGCGGAGGUAUCCCCAACUUCUCCAAUGCUUCUAAGCUCAUCCAGUUAGACAUGAAAAGAAACUCACUAACGGGGUUUAUUCCGAGCACACUUUGUCCCUUAAGAAACCUUCAGCGGCUUAGCUUAAACCAUAAUAAUUUGACGAUUGAUACUUCUACUCCAGAAGCAAGCAUUCUCUCUUGUUUGGCUAGCCUAAGAAAUUUGACAACAUUAUACUUGGGUAAUAAUCCAUUAAAUGACACGCUUCCGGUGUCUCUUGGGAAAUAUUUCUCUCCAUCCCUUCAGUACCUUGACCUAAGCAGUUGCAACUUAAGGGGAAGCAUUCACAUGGAUAUUGGAAACUUGAGCAGCUUGAUAGCAUUAGCCUUGGAUAAGAAUCAAUUGAGUGGAACAAUUCCAACUUCAUUAGAAAGGCUACGGAAUCUCCAAGUUUUAUAUUUGAACAAUAACAGGUUGCAAGGAUUCAUCCCAUCUGAACUUUGUCAACUAGAGAACCUAGCUUAUGCAGUAUUGGACGGUAAUCAACUCUCUGGUCCUAUACCUUCCUGCUUGGGUACUCUGGCCGUCGCUCUAAGAAGUCUAUCGUUGGGGUCGAAUUUGUUAACUUCCACAAUACCAUCUACCUUGUGGGGACUUGCUGAUAUAUUGUACCUGAACUUGUCAUUCAACUCUCUAAUUGGAUCACUCUCAGAGGACGUUGGAAAACUGAGAGUUGUCAUUGAGAUGGAUUUAUCAAACAACCAUUUCUCAGGUAGUCUACCAAGCAGCAUUGGGGGUCUUACAAAUUUAGUUAAUCUCUCCUUGCAAAACAAUAAUUUUGAAGGCCCUAUUCCUAGUUCAUGUGGCAACUUGCUUAGCCUAGAACUUUUAGAUUUAUCAAACAACAAUCUGUCUGAAAUGAUUCCAAAGUCAUUGCAAGCACUUGUACACCUCAAGUAUCUAAAUUUGUCUUCCAAUAAACUCCAAGGAGAAAUUCCAAUGGGCGGGCCUUUCCGAAACUUCUCAGCUCAAUCAUUUGCUUCGAAUGGUUUACUUUGUGGUGUACCCCGACUGAAAGUUCCACCAUGCAAAAAAGAUACAGAACAACCGCAUUCAAGGAAAGCUGGAGCACCCAUCCUGAAAUAUAUUAUUCCAGGGGUAUUAUCAGCACUGCUCAUCGUGGCCGCUGUUUCGAUGUUGAUAUUACGCAGGAAAAGGAAUGUGGAAGUUGCAAGGGAGACGGUCUUGUCGCCUCAAUUUCAAUGGAGAAGAGUUUCACACCUGCAACUUGUAAGGGCGACAAAUGGAUUUAACGAAAACAACUUACUUGGCAACGGGGGUUUUGGCUCCGUAUAUAAAGGAACACUUUCGGAUGGGAUAGAUGUUGCGGUAAAGGUUUUCAAUUUACAGAUAGAAGGGGCUUUCAAGAGUUUUGAUAGUGAAUGUGAAGUGAUAAGCAAUAUUCGUCACCGGAAUCUUAUCAAAAUCAUCAGUAGUUGCAGUCAAAUUGAUUUCAAAGCCCUGGUACUCCAGUACAUGCCUAAUGGGAGCCUUGAGAAGUGGUUGUAUUCUCAAAACUCUCCUUUGAAUAUCCUUCAAAGGUUGAACAUAAUGAUAGAUGUCGCAUUGGCUUUGGAAUACCUUCACCAUGGUUAUUCGACACCUGUUGUGCAUUGCGACAUGAAGCCAAGCAAUAUACUGCUAGAUGAAGAUAUGGUAGCACAUGUUGCUGAUUUUGGCAUUGCGAAACUCUUGGGUGAAGGAGAUUCUUUCACACAAACCAUGACCCUAGCGACGAUUGGGUAUAUGGCUCCAGAGUAUGGCAUGGAUGGAAUUGUUUCCACAAAAGGGGAUGUGUACAGUUUUGGUAUUGUACUUAUGGAAACGUUCACAAAAAGGAAGCCAACAGAUGAGAUGUUUGCUGGGGAAAUGAAUUUAAAGCAAUGGAUUUCAAAUUCAUUAUUUCAAGAUGUAAUUUUUGAAGUUGUGGAUGCCAGCUUACUUCAAACGGAGGAAGAUCGUGAUUUUUCGAGCAAGAGGGAUUGUUUAUCAUCCAUUCUGAGAUUAGCUCUAGGUUGUUCUGCCGAAUUUCCGGAGGAGAGAGUUAGUAUGCCAGAUGCUGUAGCCACACUCAAUAAAAUCAAGAUUAAGUUUUUGAAGGCCAAUGGAGGAAAGUAGAGUCAAGAACUUCGAGAAAGUUGAGGAGGUGGAUAAAUUCCUUCACCAGCCUCAACCCUAACUUGGUUGCCAAGGAAACUCACCUCCCACCGGAGCGGAACUUUCACCUUUUAUCUGGCU